UGUAUAAGACUGGAGAAAAGUUUAAGUAAUGAUAUAGUUCAGAUUAUUUACUAAAAACUAAUCCUAAAGUUUGAUCGUCGCUGGAGUUCUGAUAUUGAUCUAUUGCCACUCUAUCGCAUAUGACAAUGUCCGAGUGUCAGAUAUGGUAAAAGCUUAGGACAAGCCUUUGUGAAUCGACCGAACUUAUCCCAUUACUUAAUUUUUUAAUCUAUAUAGAUUUAUAAUAAAUUUUUGAUUUUCCUUUUGAGGUAAAAUUCUAAUCACUCCAUUAUGUUAAGCCUAGUGAUAGUAUCUAGGGCUCCGUAUCUAAUAUUGGCUUCUCAGACAACACUUCAGUUCCUGCCGCAAGGCUGAUAGUUGUUUCUUUGAUGAUAUUCAACGACUCUUAGCUUUUGAUGGAGAUAAAAAUCUUAAUAUUUCAGUUCCUUGAUUUGAAAAGAUAGAGAAAGAGUUUUGUAGUAAAGAUAUCACUUAUAUAAUCAUAGAUCUGAAAAAGAAUGCAGACUAGCUAUGCCACACAUCAUUAAAAUCCUUUUGUUCUCAUAAUGACCAAGGCUCCAUGAAUAAGUCCUCAUGAUUAAACAAAACUUCAUCGUUCUUCUGUGUUAAUAACUCAUUAAUGGAUUCAUCUGUCCAUACCUCUCUGUUCAGUAUUUAAAUGUUAUUUGUGAAGAAGGAAUGCAAGCUUGAACAUACUUUCUUCUGGAUAAAGUAUUGUCUUAGAGUUUUCAAAAAUACUAAUCUUUGUAUUAAGAUUCAAGAUAUUGAUAGGUCUAAUUUUCACAUGCCAAAUCUGUUUGAAAAUAAUUAAUAACUACCUCUAGGAGUUAAGAAUCUGCGUUAAUUUUAUUGAGUAUUAUUCCUGUAAUAAGAUACCUUGCACAUUUAUAAGAACAUUUGAAUGUAUUGAUCAAAUUCGAAGUUUCUUGGUAACAAAGUCAACUUCAUAGCCUAAGAUAUAGGUAUAUAUCAGUUUCCAUACAUUGGUUAAUUUUCAUAGCCACUGAGUCCUUUACUCGUGAAUCUAUUCCUGAUCUUGGAGAGCUCUUCUUGGCUCAUUUAUGUUCUUGUUCUUUUAGUUUCUGCUGUCUCCAAUGAAAGCAGUUUAUUCUUUCAUAAAUUCGACAUUUUAGGUUUAU
Messenger RNA from Moneuplotes crassus, 1139 nucleotides. The record is from the annotation of a GenBank genome assembly. NCBI's taxonomy places the organism in Eukaryota, Ciliophora, Spirotrichea, Euplotida, Euplotidae.